GGUUUUCGUCUCGCCUCUACCUGACUCUACCGGAAAGUUCAUAUUCAACAGAUCGGAGCAUUUCGACAUUACAAGUGUAAAAGAUGGCAGACAGAACCGUUGUUGUCGCAGUGGACGGUAGUGAUCAGGCAGACAAGGCCUUUAAGUGGUAUUGCGAGAAUGUGUAUCGUGCAGGAGACCAUGUUAUUGUGGUAUUUGGAGCAGAAUACAAAGUUUCUUUCAUGCCUGGGCAGGUGUCUGAGACCAGGCUGAAGGAGAUUCAGGAUGAGAUGUCCAAAGAACACCAGAGAGUGGAGGCCCUGACCAAUAAAUAUGUCUCGCAGCUCAGAGAAAGAAAUAUCAAGGGGGAGGCAACUCCAAUCACUGGAAAGAAACCAGAGGAAGCCAUCAUUUCUAAAGCGGAGGAGGUAGGAGCAGCUAUGAUCGUCAUGGGAACCCGGGGCCUAGGAACAAUUCGUCGCACCUUGAUGGGCAGCGUCAGCGAUUACAUCGUACACCACGCAAGGAUACCAGUGAUUGUGGUCCGCGAUUCAUGAUCACACAACUAGGAUUUAAACACAUGAUGCCGCAAUAAUUCUUCAAAAAGUUUCUUUACACCUAGGAGCUUUUAAUUUCUGUUUCUUCAUUGUCCAUUUUUUGUUGUUUGUUAGUGUUCACAUAGAUUUUUUUUGGUAGUGCAAUUAACAAGUAAGAGAUUUUUGAAAUAUUGCUUGCUAUUAGGUAGUGCUCAAAGCCAAAUUGAUAUCCAAAGUUAUUGUCAAUAAUGAAAUUGAUGUUGAAUAAGUAGAAAGAUAAUUAUGGACAUUACUGAAUUGUCUUGUAGACUUUUUUUAAUCUUCCCUAUUAUCAAGUUUAUUUGAUUUUUAAGAAGGUGGAUGAUAUAGAAAUUAAUAUCUGUAUUUAUAAAGUAAUUGAAUUUAUAACUAAGGUAGAUACAUAUAUAUGAUAAUACUUAAUAAAACAACACAAAAAUACUUUUUAAAAAUAUAUACAUCCUUCUAUAGUAGUUUAUUAUUAUUUUUUUUUUUUUUUAGAAUUUUACUUUCAAUAUAGGACUAUUUUUCAAACGUCAUACUUUUUUUCAUUGAAAGCUACUUACAAGAAUUUAAAGUGUGGUCUUCAAACAAAACAGAAAUUUGUGUCAGAUGUUAGACUUCUGUAUAGGUUGUUAACUGUUUGUGACUAGAAGAAAAGAAAACUACAUACCAGUACAUGUGUUAUCUAAUUAAAGUGUACCAAGAUUUCUUGUUUUGGAAGACUGCAUUUAAUCUAUCACAUUGUUCACAUAUUUAACCGAGAUUUUCAUUGUCCAAACAAAAGAUAUCAGGAUUUUUUUUUGAGGAUUUUUUUUUUUUCGCUCUCUGUGUCAUAUUUUUCACAACAUUUGUUGAUCUUUGUGUAAAGAUUUUUUUAUAUAAACAUCCAGCACCAGAGUGGUUCCAUUGAGAUCUUUUAUACUUGUCAAGUUUUUCAUACUUAUAUACUUGUAGAGGGACUUAGAAAUGAGGAUAUAUGUACAACGAUUUUUUUGUCUGAUUUUGACACAGGACCUUCACUGAUUUACGUAGAAUGAACUUGUACUUCUAAGUUACCGGAGUAGACAUAGUAUGUAUAAGAGUGAAUUAGAACUCUAGCUGUAUUCUCUACAAUUCUUUACACAGAGAAUCUCAACUCAAAACACAGUCUUGUGUAUAAAGAAGUAGGUGAUAGUAAAUAAAACAAUUUCCUAUA
This is a messenger RNA of Saccostrea cuccullata (small rock oyster), 1731 nucleotides long. Its product is annotated as universal stress protein in QAH/OAS sulfhydrylase 3'region-like. Bases 84 to 536 code for a protein of 150 amino acids. NCBI's taxonomy places the organism in Eukaryota, Metazoa, Mollusca, Bivalvia, Ostreida, Ostreidae. The record is from RefSeq and is a predicted model, not a curated record. The transcript is spliced from 4 exons.